AUGUCGGUGAGUCACCCCACUAUGGCGGGCAGCUUUUCCCAAUCCCAGUGGUACAUAGAAAACCCAAACGUUGGGAAGAAGAACCAGGCUGAGGACUGGAGAGUUCUUGGAUAUAAUCCACUCACGCCCCCGAAUCUACUACAGCACGAGAUCUCACAAACAAAUGAGUCAAGGAGCACUGUUGUAACUUCUCGCGAAGAGGCAGCAGCCAUUGUUAGGGGUGAGGAUGCAAAGGGCCGGCUCCUCGUCAUCAUCGGGCCGUGCUCUAUCCAUGACCCCCAAGCUGCUCUCGAUUACUGUGAUCGCCUUGUCAAAAUAAAAGAAAAGUACAAUGAUCAGCUCAUGAUUGUUAUGCGCUCUUAUCUCGAAAAACCACGGACUACUGUUGGCUGGAAGGGACUGAUCAAUGAUCCUGAUAUCGAUAAUUCUUUCCAGAUCAAUAAAGGGUUGAGGACUGCUCGACGUUUAUUUGUUGACUUGACUGAAAAGGGCAUGCCCCUUGCCAGCGAGAUGCUAGACACCAUCUCACCUCAAUUCCUGGCAGAUUUACUUUCCGUGGGUGCAAUUGGUGCUCGAACUACUGAAUCCCAGCUCCAUCGUGAGUUGGCCAGUGGCCUUUCGUUCCCCGUUGGAUUCAAAAACGGUACCGAUGGCUCUCUUGAUGUUGCUGUUGAUGCUAUUGGUGCCGUACAGCACCCCCACCACUUCCUCUCUGUGACUAAGCCCGGCGUGGUCUCUAUUGUCGGAACUGUGGGUAAUGAUGAUUGCUUUGUUAUUCUUCGUGGAGGCAAGAGAGGAACCAACUUCGACGCAAAGAGCAUAGCAGAAGCCAAAGCAAAGCUGUCUGAAAAGGGACUUUCUCCGCGUUUAAUGGUUGACUGUAGCCAUGGAAACUCGCAGAAGAACCACAAGAACCAGCCAAAGGUUGCUGCUGUCCUUGCUGAACAGAUAGCAGCUGGAGAGGAAGGAAUUAUGGGCGUUAUGAUUGAAAGUAAUAUCAAUGAGGGAAACCAAAAGGUGCCUCCAGAAGGGAAGGCUGGGCUCAAAUACGGAGUCAGCAUUACUGAUGCUUGUAUUAACUGGGAGGAUUCUGAAUCUGUCCUUGAGAUGCUUGCCAAUGCUGUUAAACAGAGACAAGCGAAGCUUCAAGCUAACGGCACAGAAUAG
Messenger RNA from Microsporum canis CBS 113480, 1167 nucleotides. RefSeq names its product phe-inhibited DAHP synthase AroG. Bases 1 to 1167 code for a protein of 388 amino acids. The record is from RefSeq and is a predicted model, not a curated record. NCBI's taxonomy places the organism in Eukaryota, Fungi, Ascomycota, Eurotiomycetes, Onygenales, Arthrodermataceae. The transcript has 4 exons. Gene Ontology annotation, cellular component: cytoplasm. Gene Ontology annotation, molecular function: 3-deoxy-7-phosphoheptulonate synthase activity. Gene Ontology annotation, biological process: aromatic amino acid biosynthetic process.